AUGCUGCUGUUUGCUUGUGCGGCGAGUGCGACCCGCACUCGUUUCCUGCGCGGUGAGACAGACAGACAGACAGACAGAGACGAAUAACGCAGAGAGAGGGAGAGCGGUGGGUCCAUGUCUCUCUGUCUGUCUGUUUCUGUGUGUGUGUGUGUGUGGUCAGCGGACGGUUCGUCACUUGGUGCGCUGACUGCGGGUGCGACGGAGGGUGCGUAUUCGGUGGCCGGUGAGGUGAUGGAUGCCUUGAGCAAGAUGCGCCAGGCCAGCUACCACACCCUGAUCGGCACGGCCGUCCUCGUACUCACUGCCAUCGCAAUGCUCACAUCCGGUGAGACACAGACAGACAGACACACACCGAGAGUGAGACACACAAUGUCUGUCUGUCUCUGUGCUGUGUUGUGUUGUGUCGUCAGGAGUUGUGUUCGGCUGGUUGACUUACAGUAAGUCUGCGGCCCGUGUGUGCGGCGUGCUGACGACUUCCAUCGUGGCCAUCGCUGGCGCGGCGUACGUGCUCAUGUCAUUGGGCUACGGCGUGACGGCUGUCGGUGGGCGAGAGCUCUACUACGCCCGAUAUGCCGACUGGCUCGUCACCACACUGCUGCUGCUGGUACCACACUCACACUCACAGACACACAGGUGGGUGGACGUCUCUCUGUGUCUGUGUGCAGGUUGACAUUCUGCUGUUCGCUGGCGUGUCGUGGAAGCCCAUCGUCGCCCUCUGCACACUCGACGGUCAGUGAGCGAUCCACCAAGACACACACACCCAUCCCACGUCUCUCUCUGUUUGUGUGCGUGUGUGUGCAGUGCUGAUGAUUGGGACGGGGUUUUUGGCUGUGAUUGUGUCGACGACCGCGGCCAAGUGGUCUCUGUACCUCUCGGGUGUGGCGUGUCUGCUGCCCAUCGCCAUGAUACUCUACCAGGAGGCAACCGACACUCAGCUGGUCCUGGUGCCGUCUGCAAUCGCCAGCCGGCUGCCGUCUGCAGCGCCCACCAAAGUGCCCCUCCUCGCUAAGACCGCCACAGCCAAGGAGGGCGCCGACGCGGUCCUCGCGGCCUACCGCAGAGCCACAUUGCUCACCCUGUGCGCGUGGGUGUCAUAUCCUGUGGUAUGUACCCAGUCGUGUGCACGCCCACACACACACACAGAGGGGCGGGAGGAGCACUCGUGUAUGUGUGUGUGUGUGUGGUUUUUUUUUUGUGAUGGCAUGGCAGGUGUGGGUGUUGGGUGAGGGGCUGUUUGUGCUGCCGCUCGACAUGGAGAUACUCGCAUACGCCGCUCUCGACGUACACACACAUCGACACACACACAUCCAUCCACCAGCGGUGUCAUGUGUGUGUGUGUGUGUGGCAGGUGAUGAGCAAGGUCGUGCUGGGCUUCGUGCUGCUCACGGACUUCUCGCUCUCCGCCAAGGCAACCCACACACACACACACCUCCCUCUCCCUCUCUCUGCCGAAUAUCAUUUGUGUGUGUAUGUGCGCAGGACGUGUCGUUGUCUGCGGCUGCGGACGUGGCCAAGGCGGCGUACAGCUAUGCGGCAGAGGCGUUCGGCAAGGCGGGCGACAGCAUCAAGAAGGGAUCCACCACAGCAUUCGAGACGCUCAAGAAGCCAUUCACCAAGAAGGAGACCCCCAGCACCACCGACAGCGGCGCCCCCACCGCCACCACCCAGCAGCAGACAGCAGCAGCCGCCGCAGCACCGCAGCGGACCGGCUUGUUCGGCCUCGGCCGCCGACAGUCGUGA
Vitrella brassicaformis is the source of this 1740-nucleotide messenger RNA. The record is from the annotation of a GenBank genome assembly. NCBI's taxonomy places the organism in Eukaryota, Vitrellaceae.